AGUUUGACAAUUUGCACACAACACAACGUGCGUUUAGCGCUUGCUUGCUUUUUUGAAUGGUGAUAGGUUAUCCAGUUUUAUAAUUUUACUACAAUUUUGUAAAACACAUAAUAUGACGACGAGUGAUUUUGUACUAAAUGACAGUGAAAGCGAUGUAGAUUCUGACGAAGAGUUGCAAGAAGCUUAUGCAAAAGGAUUACUUAAACCUGGGCUUAAUGAAGAAAUAGAAAAAAUUGAAAAGCGUCAUGUAAACAAUAUAGCAGAUUUAAAAGCUAAAUUAAAAGAAUUUGAAUUAAAAUUACCAUGGGUUGAAACUUUAGACCUGGUGACUACAGUAGCUCCUUUGGCACCAGAUGUGGCCUUACAAUUACAACAAACUGCACAACAUAGAAAAAACAUACAGGAAAAUAGUAAAGGUAAGCAGAUAUAUGAUCCAGCGCAAGAUCCAGUGUUGAAUGAGUUUAAAAGAGAGAACCUUAUCCAUCGGCAAGCACAGGCAGCUGUUGUGGAUGGGAUCAAGCGCUUGAAGGAGCUCAAUAUUCCCACUAAAAGGCCAGAUGAUUUCUUUGCGGAGAUGGCUAAAACAGAUGAGCACAUGCAAAAAGUCAGGAAGAAUUUGAUGGCGAAGCAAGCUGCACAAGCGAGAGUGGAGAAAGUGAGACAACUGAGGGAACAAAAGAAGAUUGCUAAGCGAGUGCAGCUUAGAGUGAGUGUUACCUUCUAG
This is a messenger RNA of Zerene cesonia (dogface butterfly), 724 nucleotides long. RefSeq names its product probable rRNA-processing protein EBP2 homolog. The record is from RefSeq and is a predicted model, not a curated record. Bases 113 to 724 code for a protein of 203 amino acids. The transcript is spliced from 5 exons. Lineage: Eukaryota; Metazoa; Arthropoda; Insecta; Lepidoptera; Pieridae. Gene Ontology annotation, biological process: rRNA processing; ribosomal large subunit biogenesis. Gene Ontology annotation, cellular component: nucleolus; preribosome, large subunit precursor; nuclear periphery.